Molecule: messenger RNA, 6713 nt
Organism: Pteropus alecto (black flying fox)
Lineage: Eukaryota; Metazoa; Chordata; Mammalia; Chiroptera; Pteropodidae
Gene: GRK4
Product: G protein-coupled receptor kinase 4
Exons: 16
Coding region: 4611-6503 (630 amino acids)
Biological process (GO): signal transduction; protein phosphorylation; regulation of signal transduction
Cellular component (GO): cytoplasm
Molecular function (GO): G protein-coupled receptor kinase activity; ATP binding
Source: RefSeq, a predicted model, not a curated record
GGACUCCGCGAGCGCCGGCGGAGCGGGGCGCGCCUGCGGUCUUUCAAGGACCGAGACCCCUGCAACCGGCCUGGCGGGCCCCUUCCGUUAGUGUUUUUAGUGUCGUUUCAGCAGCGCUCCGCGGUGCGGAGAGUGCGUUGUCGCACGACGUGGUGACAGACCAGGCGACUCUGUCCAGCGUGCUGCUGUGGUGCGCUGGGCACCUUCCGUCCGCGUGAGAGCGGCAGCUGGCCCGCCCCUCAGCUCGGGGACCCCUGGAGCAGAGUCCUCUGUCUCCGACCGCCUGCCCUCUCCCUUGCUUCCCAGGACGUCGGAAAGCUGGCGACCGAGCCGUCCCCCGAGUGCUUGGGCGCCUCGUCCGCUCUUCUGGGGCCGGCGAUGGGGCCGGGAACAGGGCGAACGCCGGCCCGCGCGUUUCCCACGCCUCGGGAGGGGCGCUUUUGCACAGUCCCCCCCGCUUCGCGCGCGGUUCGUCCCGGGCGCCGGCGUCGGCAGAGCGGUGCUCUGGGUGACACGGACGCUGCGGAGAAGCAUCAGUUCGUCUUGUGCUUGGAAUCGUGGUUAACGUUCUGUGAGAGAACUCGGCUGUUUCAGAUCUUUGGGGUUUGUUUCCUGUUUUAGCUACCCCCACCUCCCAUUUGCGUGCUAAGCGCCUUCCAGGAGGCAAGAGCUACAUUAGAAUAGUGGUUUCCCAGCCUUUGGAGGCCGAGGGCCAGAAACAGGGUACGGGAUUCUCCAAGGAGCCGUGCGCCACCCACCUCCACCCACACCCCAGUUAGGGGACUUAGGGGUGCUGUUGCCGGAUUCUCCAACGGAGAGAUGGGACACGGGGGCUAUAAGCAGGAAGCAGCGUUUAUUGAUGCGGGCACCGGAGUAUUUCCCAGGAAGUGUCUUCUUGGACACAUGUCUGUUCAUGGCUAACUCUUCGUGUAGUUUCUCUGCUUUAUGUAUUAGAAAAUUAACUUGAAAUGAGUGGGUGUAGCACAAUAGUUACUCCCACUACUGUGGAAAUUGCAGUGUUGGUUUAAUAUUACUAGUGAGUCCAGUCAUUUUCUAGGUUUAUUUCAAAUGACAUCAGACUCUUUUUGGUCUCAAACUGAAGAUUUGUUAGUCUUUACUCGUCUCAGAAAUGUUGGCGGAUGAAGCUGCAUUGAAAAAGUAUGUGUGUCAGUAUGCCAGGCACACUCUAAGGAAGUAUGAAAUAAUCACAUUGUUAAUAAAACAAGAACCACUGCUUUUUUAAAAAAAAUUAGGAUUCGUCUUGGUGUGUACUGCAUUUUUAAAAUAAUUUAUGACCGUUGCUUUAAAUCAUAAGUUUAGAUUGUUUCACAUACUUCUGAGGAGACUUUAACUCCAUUUUGUCUCUUCCAAAAAUUGACAGAAUAAACGGAGGAAUACACGAUAUGUUUAAUCAGACUUUGGGUUUAUAUAUAGUAAUUCUAUUCUGACUUCAGGUUAUAGUGUUAUUUAGCAGUUCGCUUAGCACCUGAAGCAUAGUUAAUAUACCUGCUAUCAUUAAUGCUCUCUUGCUGAGGCUUCCUCACCAGGACUUUUGGUUUCAAGGAGUUUCUAGAAGUAGCUUCUACAUCUCUUGAUUCCCAGAGGUGUGUAUAGUAGCUAACAUUUUUGUUUCCUUCAUUGCACUUAACUUGUGCAUUGCACACUCAAGAGCUACUUAAUGCAUUUUUGUUGUAUGAAUGAACACUUUUGUGUUCAUUUGGUCACAUUCUUGUAUGCUUAAAAUUCCAACCUAUGCAGUGGGCGCUUGCUUUUUUUUCUGUACAGUUCUUUCUGCCCUUCAGGGCCCAACAUUUACCUUCAUUUUCUUCUUUGUAAUUUUCUUCCAGCCAGGAGAUACUCUGUCCUCUGGGAAUUUACAACUUGGGGUUCUUAACACAGCUAAUCAGGCUAAAUUGUAACCUGUGUACGGGCAGGACAUGGCUCUUAUCUUAAUUUCUUAUCCUGUUUAGUACUAGCCAUAUAAUUGGCACUUCACAUAUAAUUGGAGAUUAAGGGGUGAUUUGUUAUUUUGUUAAAUUCAACAAAGAAAAGGUGAAAUAUACAUAUGUGUACAUAUCUCUGAGUACAAACCCCGCAGUGCCCCGUGGCCGCAUUUGUCCAGAGUGAUUACUGGGGUUCAGCUCCCAGCUUUUCAGUUUACCUGCUAUAAUGCUUCGGGCAAAUUAUUUCCCAUACCUGUGACUUGGUUUUCUCAUCUGUAAAAUUAGGAUUACGACAAGAAUAUAGCAACAGUAUAUCUCAUAGGGUUGAUGGGCGGAUUUAGUAAGAGUAGACUUGUGAAGCUUCUAGAAAAGUAUCUGACUUAUUUUCAUUUCACAGCAUACCUUAAUUUCUAAGUGUGUUUAUGUCAAGUAUUUAUUUUAAAUGUUUCUGCACUUAAAAAAAUGCUUUGAUUAUACCUCGUUGCUUCUUAAAACUGGCGACCUGUAAGCUGGGUUCCUGGAGUCAGGCAGAAGUGAGGUUGCAUCUUGGUGCUGCUCACACUAGUUGUGUGACAGUAAACGUGUUAACUGUGUGCUUUGGUCCCUGCUCUGAGGAAAGGGACGAGUAAUAGUAUUUACAUCAUAGGGGGAUGAUGUAAUGAGUCAGUACAUGUGAAGCUCCUAGAAAGGUGCCUGGCACAUAGUAAAUAUAAAUACUCAGUAAGUCUUAGCUCUUACUCCUCCUCCUCCUCUUAGCCCUUGACAGUUUCACAUCUGCCUCUGACCCAUGCCCUGUGGCCGGCAUCUCCAGUUUUUUCAGGCCCACUCAAAGCUAGCGAACAUUCCCUUAAUGUCUCUGUCCAGCGUGCUGCUGUGGUGCGCUGGACACCUGAGGUCCACUUGCUUAUCCCCUCAGACAUUCCUUUGCAUGCCGGAGAUGCACCAGGGACAAGACUGUGCACCUGGAAUCUGCCCUCAUCGAGCUUUAAUGAAGAUGUUUUCAAGAUGCUAAGGUCAUGAAGAGGGAGCAGUGCCUGCAGCGCCUUAGAAAAGGCAGAGCAGGCUUCAUGGAGGUGGUUCUGCUUGAGCUGAGUAGAGAUUCACUUAGAUUAAUGAGGCAGAGCCACGGUCCGGGCACUUGUGGCUCCUGGGCCCUGCUCUUCUUUUGGGCUUUAAGUGAACGGUGAGGCUUGAGCGGUGCAUCCGCGGGAUGAUGUUAGGCAGGGCUGCACUUUGUUCUCACUUCAUCCUUGGACUCUGGGAGACCUUCAAAGGCUGUGACAGUGGAGAAGUGAGCUUGUGUUUGUAUUUUAGGACAAUGACCCUGGGAGGCUGUGUGGCGGAGGGUCCGGAAGGGAAGACGGGAGGUAGGAGGGCCAUUAGACGGGAGGUCAAGGAGAGUGACUGCCCUAGGUGAGAGAGGACUGCUAGUAGAGCAGGCAAGAGAAGGGGAGGGGGCAGGAGCAUCUCUGAAGGCAGGACUGGCCACCUUGACUCUCCACAGUGUGCCCGGUGCCUGGACAGUGCCCAGCACACAGGACUCCGGCGGCAAAUGCCUUCCGAAUGAAUGAAUGAGGCCCUUAGGGGACAGGAUAGGUAAUGCCCCAGUUUCCCCCUCUUUUUUGCCUGGUAGAUGGCGGUGUGUUAGCAGGAUUCGUAGUAUGGAAAGAGGACUGGCUUUGACAGGGAGGAAGAGUCUGAUCUGAACGAUGGACAUGAGGUGCUCUGGGACUUCUGGGUAGUGGGACGUAUAUCUAGAGCUCGUGAUCUUGGUUGAUAUCGGGGGGCGGAAGGCACGUGGGGGAGCAAAAGGAAGGAAAGCUCGCAUCUUCGAUUGCGCCCGCCAGGCAGCCUUACCCUCAGACCCGUGUCUGUAACUGAGCCUUCUCUUCCAGCCGUAACCGUCUGUCCAUCUCCCGGGGGGCUUGCCCUCAGUUUCCAGACUCACUGUGUUUAAGACAGAGCUCGACGUUUCCCGGUGAAAUAUGACUUUCCUGUUUCAGAUUUAUCUGUUCUUCCCAAUAGUCCUGCCGUCAAAUUUCAGCUCCUCAGAAUGCUUUAAGUUAAAGGUUUUAAUUUCUCCGAGUGAACAAUUUUUAAAAGGUGCUUUUUUAAAGCGAUCUUUCUAAAAUGCUAAGAGCUUUUCCACCGAGCCUAUCUCGCUAGGGGGCGCUCUUCUGCCGGCUCUCCCCAGCCUGGCUCCCUUUUGCCCUCCAGAUCUAUGCCCAGCUUGAGCCUCCCCGGCGGCCUCUCCCAGCCCACCUUAGCCCCACCAGCACCCUCCGCCUUGGGCUGGCUUGAUUUUGUCUCAUACUGUUUAUCACUAUGCGAUUGGCAAUUUUUUUUUCUUAUCACUUAUCUUAAACCGAUUUGUUCUCUCUCCCUCACUAGAAUGGAGUGGAGGGACUUCGUUUUGUUUUGUUUUUAUCAUUGUAUUUCCUGUAUUUUGAAAGUGUUUGGUGCAUAGUAGGUGCUUGAUAAAUAUUUGUCCAACAGAUAUUUAUAACCGGCCCUGUGUAAUAUGUCAUAUUAGGUCCGGUUUACAAAUUUGGAAACUUAGGCUCUGCAGAGCUACUUACAGGUUACAUAGUUUCUAAGUGACAAAGCCAGUGAUUGUAUUACUUGAGAGUUUUAUACUUCAUCAAGCUGCUUUUCAGAUAAAGACAAAUGACUAUAAGUUUGUAUUAUAAGCGCAUCAUAAGUACCCAAAGCACUCAAACAGAGCACAUUAGUGGGAGUAGUUGUUAUAAUUGGAUAUUUGUGACUAUUUUAAAAAAUGCCUUUUACCCCCCAAAUUUAGGAGGAUUUGGCAAAAAAAGUGGUCGUAGUAAAAAAUGGAGGGAGAUGCUGAAGCUGCCUUCUGUUAACCUGUGCAGCGAGCUUAGACAGACCAUUGAAAAGGAUUAUAACAGUCUUUGUGACAAGCAGCCAAUAGGAAGACUUCUCUUCAGGCAGUUCUGUGAUACAAAACAUGAUCUAAAGAGGUGCAUUGAAUUCCUGGAUGCUGUGGCAGAAUAUGAAGUGGCCGCUGAUGAAGACCGAAGAGAUUGUGGACUGUUAGUCUUAGACACAUUCUUCAGUAAUGAGAGCUCGGUGGCCCCUUUACCAGCGAUGCCCCCACACGUCGUGAUUGAGUGUGCACUGCAACUGAGCGAGGACCCUGCCAAGGAGGUCUUCGCGGGCUGCACCAGUGUUGUCCACAGCUAUCUAAGUGGAAAACCAUUUGAAGAAUACCAAGAAAGCCCAUAUUUUUCUCGAUUUUUACAGUGGAAGUGGCUGGAAAGGCGUCCAGUAACAAAGAAAACAUUUAGACAUUACAGAGUGCUAGGAAAAGGUGGGUUCGGAGAGGUUUGUGCCUGUCAAGUGAGAGCUACAGGGAAAAUGUACGCCUGUAAAAAGCUAGAAAAAAAGAGAAUAAAGAAGAGGAAAGGCGAAGCUAUGGCUCUAAAUGAAAGAAGGAUCCUGGAGAAGGUGCACAGCCGAUUUGUAGUUAGUUUAUGCUACACUUACGAAACCAAAGAUGCCCUGUGCUUGGUGCUAACCAUUAUGAACGGAGGGGACUUGAAGUUCCACAUUUACAACCUGGGCAACCCCGGCUUCGACGAGCAGAGAGCUGUCUUCUAUGCCGCCGAGGUGUGCUGUGGCUUAGAGGACUUGCAGAGGGAAAGAAUUGUGUACAGAGACUUAAAGCCUGAGAAUAUUCUCCUCGAUGAUCAUGGACAUAUCCGGAUUUCAGAUCUUGGUUUAGCCAUGGAGAUCCCCAAAGGGGGGACGAUUCGAGGAAGAGUCGGAACAGUCGGCUACAUGGCUCCUGAAGUUCUCAAUAAUGAAAACUAUACAUUUAGUCCUGACUGGUGGGGACUUGGCUGUCUGAUAUAUGAAAUGAUUCAGGGACAUUCUCCAUUCAGAAAAUUCAAAGAGAAAAUCAGACGGGAGGAGGUGGAACGGCGAGUGAACACUGCCACGGAAGAGUAUUCCGAGAAGUUUUCGGAGGACGCCAAGUCCAUCUGCAGGAUGUUACUCACCAAGAACCCGAAACAGCGCCUGGGCUGCAAGGGUGACGGAGCAGCCGGAGUGAAACAGCACCCCGUGUUCAAGGACAUCAACUUCAGGCGGCUGGAGGCAAACAUGCUAGAGCCCCCGUUCUGCCCCGACCGCAUCCUUGUUCCCGGUGCACAGCCGCAAGCAGUUUAUUGUAAGGACGUCCUGGACAUCGAGCGGUUCUCCACGGUGAAGGGGGUCUGCCUGGACACUGCUGACAACACCUUCUAUGGCCAGUUUGUCACGGGCUGUGUCUCCAUACCCUGGCAGAAUGAGAUGAUCGAAUCUGAAUGUUUCAAGGACAUCAACGAAAGUAAAAGUGAGGAAAGUAUGGCAUUAGAUCUGGAAGACAAAACAGAAUCAGUUCUCAGACCAAAGAGAGGCUUCAUCUACAGACUCCUCAAAAUAGGGGUGCUGUGGAGGUGGAGCCGUUCCGGAGACACCGGUCCCCCAGUGUGUGGUGCAGGGCGGGAGCCUCCUGGCCUGGAGCUGAGCGCCCAGCUGUGGGCGGGAAAAUAGGAAGCAGUGCAACAGGAAGUGCCAGGAGAGAACAAAUCUGAGCCGUUUUCUGUGGCUGCAUUGACCCUGGAGCCGGUGAGAAGGAGCAGCUGCCCACACAACUGUGACACCCCCGGCACAGCCGGACCCCAGUGCCAGCACCCAGAGCACGCAGCUCAGUGCUUCCUCCUGUCUGUGGAUGGCAAUAAACGUGUGACACAUCUUAAAACA